AUGGACUCAUUAUGUUCUUGUCAACCAAAGCCCAGAAUCCCUCGGCCACGGAAUGCAUUCUUUCUGUACCGAGAGGCCCACUACAAAGCUGUUGUCGCAUCCGCCGAGGUCUCACCUCUGCCUAGUACCACUGUUGCAAAGAUCCUUGGGAGACAAUGGAGGGACCUUCCAGAAUCAGCCAAAGCCGAAUGGAAAGAACUUGCAGAGGAGGAAAAAAGACAGCAUAAGCAACGAUAUCCUGACUACAGAUAUUGCCCAUCCUCAAGAAUCUGUUCUCAAUGCGGCGGAAGACAAAUCAGGGGUGCCAAAAGUCAUAGGGAAGGUUCAUCUGGAUCUCCAGCAAGGGUGGCUUCGGAUGAAAUCAUGGACCUUGUACCGAGCAGGGAGAUGAUGUUGGAGUGGAGCGACUACUCUGAUGAGCAAGUAUGUCAGCUAUUCAGCCUCCCUGAGAAGGGAGAGGACCAAGUUGCGCGACCCAUUACACCAUCUCCGCCGCCGUUUUCGACGAUCAAGCCGUGUUUAUUGGAAAAGCAGCACGGCCGAUGGACACUGUGUUCAAUUUUGCUCCCAACUGACCAUGGCUAUGGCUCCCAAGUAACGCUCUUUGAUAGUUGUCUGACCUACCGCAUGCUCCAUGUGGUUGGCUGGAUGGCCAUCACUACAGGAGAGGCUUAUUUUAAAUUAACCGAUGAUACUAUCCGUGAAUUAGCUGAGUACUAUAACAGUACAUGUACUGAUCUAAGCCGGCAGCAAAGGUUCCUAGCUGCAGCAUAUGCAUUUUGCUACUCUGUUGGCUAUAACGAGAUACUUGAUGCUUUGGAAGAUGAUGGUAGUGGUGAACUUAAAGUCUCAGUCACUGUGACCCAGGUCACAGUUUUAGUCACUGUAACCACAACUGGUACAGGGGUGCUGCUUGUAGAGCUUAGAAUAGUGGUGGAGAGCAUGACGACUGGGGAGGGUGCACUGCUUGAAGGAGGGGUGCUGCUCAGGAAUAAUGCCGUGCUUGAAGAAGCAAUACCUGUGCUGGCCUUACUAUCCUUUGAGGGAGUCGACAAUCCUUUCUUAGAGCAUGAAGAAGGGAUCAUCAGUGGCCACGUCAAGUUCCGGAGCAAUAGAGAUAUCAAAUUGUUCUUGACCCUGGAGAGGGCGGAGGAGCCUGAAGCUCUGAGAGACACAUAUAUUUGUGAUGUUCAUGGCCAAUGUUGUCUCAUUGAAGAUCAUCUGAGCUGCUGGCUCAGGACACAGCAAGAGCAGCACAAGGAGGCCAUGGUAUCCCCACAACAGCUUCCAUCCAACUGGAACCGGUUACGGAAUGCGCGUCGUCAUAAGCACAGUGUGUCAGUUGCCUACGUCUUGGCCGCAGCCCUUCACUUCCUCGCCCCUGAAGCGAGUCCCAAUCCGGUUAAAGAGGCAGCAUGGGACUAUUCCCAUUCAGAUCAUUCCUCCAUUGUCGCCCUGGUUGGCCUCGACACCCCACAGGCUCAGACGGGAAGGGAGACGUUCAAGGUUGGAAGACGUGCCCCCAUGGCAGAGAAUCUGGUGAUCCUGGGGAGUGAUUUCCUCCUCUGGAAUGGAAUAAAGCGAGGAGGAGGCAGACACUCAAUUCAUGGUCUCAAGGGCUCCUGGUGUCAGGUGUGUGCUACUCUAAACUUCCAAGUUGGUGUCACUGCGUGGCGUCAGAAGGAAUUUACCAAGGAGUCCGGUCUUGGUCAAUUUUACUAG
Aspergillus nidulans FGSC A4 is the source of this 1722-nucleotide messenger RNA. Its product is annotated as HMG-box domain-containing protein. Gene Ontology annotation, molecular function: DNA binding. Gene Ontology annotation, cellular component: nucleus. NCBI's taxonomy places the organism in Eukaryota, Fungi, Ascomycota, Eurotiomycetes, Eurotiales, Aspergillaceae. The coding region runs from base 1 to 1722 and encodes 573 amino acids. The transcript is spliced from 12 exons. The record is from RefSeq and is a predicted model, not a curated record.